GCCUGUUGGCCCCGCUGCAAAGGGUUAAAAAAAGUUCCCUUUUACUUGAUCAACCGAAUGAAGAAAAAUUGCCUGGCUGAACAAUUUUAAGUUCUAAUUGUCAUUUUUCGCUUCCCGUAUUUAAAGAGAGGCGUUCAUACGUAAGACUUUGAUCCGAAUACCCCGGACCAGUUCGCCACUUUUAUCGGCCGAUAUCUUUUUUUAUCUUUUCUGCCUCGACUUUUUUUUGUACAUCAAAAUCCGCGCGGUGGGGGAAACCAAUUUGGGUCGUUUUUUUUGGUGAUUGGCAGCACUUAACUUCUUUGUUAUCAACCACACCGUAACACCUUCUCUCACCGGUCAUGGACGGAACAAAUAGCUUCGGCGGCGCAUCGCCGCCAAACGUUGACGAGGACAUUGAUCUCUACGAACUCUUGGAGAUCGACAGGUCCGCCAGUGCCUCGGAUAUAAAAAAAGCAUACCACAAGGCAGCGCGCCAACACCACCCGGACAAGGUCCCCGAGGACCGUAAGGAAGAGGCUGAGGCGACGUUCAAGGCAAUCCAGCAGGCGUACGAGAUCCUCCGCGACGAUGACAAGCGCCACCUUUAUGACACGCACGGCAUGGCCGCCUUUGACCCGUCCCGCGGCCCCGCCGGCCACGGCGGCAUGGGCGGCAUGGGAGAAGACGACUUGCAGGACCUCUUUGCGUCCAUGUUCAUGGGCGGAGGGAUGGGUGGCAUGGGAGGCAUGGGAGGCAUGGGAGGCAUGGGCGGCAGGGGCGGCCCCAGGCGGCCGCAGCGAGGCGCCGACCAGGAGAUACCGCACGAGGUGACGCUCGAGGAGCUGUACAGGGGCAAGACGGUCAAGUUUGCCAGCAGCAAGCGCGAGCUCUGCGCCGUCUGCAAGGGGUCGGGAGCCAGGGAGAAGUACAAGCCGCAGGACUGCGACAAGUGUCAGGCCAGCGGGUUCCGCAGGGUCCUGAAGCAGGUCGGCCCGGGCCUCGUGUCGCAGGACGUCGUCGAGUGCGACCACUGCCACGGCACCGGCAAGUACGUCAAGGAGAAGGAGCGCUGCAAGAAGUGCAAGGGCAAGACCACGCUGCCCGUCACCAAGGCGCUCGAGAUCUAUAUCCCCAGGGGAGCGUUCCACGGAGAGAAGGUGGUGCUCGAGGGCGAAGGGGACCAGCUGCCGGGCCAGACGCCCGGGGACAUCAUCAUCGUGCUGGUGGAAAAGUCACACGACACCUUCACCCGCAUAGGGCACGACUUGUCGGCCGAGCUCAACGUCACCCUGGCCGAGGCCCUCAUGGGCUUCUCGCGCGUCGUGCUCAAGCACCUCGACGGCCGCGGUCUGCACCUCGAGCUUCCCCGGGGCAAGGUCCUGCGUCCGACCGAGAUCCUCAAGGUACCCGGCGAGGGUAUGCCGCACAAGCGUGGCGAUGCCAAGGGUGACCUGUACCUCGUCGUCAAGAUUGAGUUCCCAGAAGACGGCUGGCUCAAGGACGGCAGCGACUACGAGGCUUUGCAGAAGCUCCUCCCGCCACCAGCGGCGCCCAUCACGGCGGACGAGGUGGACGAUGUGGAGUAUGAGAGGGACGCAGACAUCGAACAGAUGGGUGCUUCGGCUGGAGAACAGGGUGGGUCAGAGUGGGAGGAUGAAGAAGAGGCUGGACCCCAAUGUGCUACUCAGUAGACGGACGUCCGACAUGGAAAAACCCGUUGAUGCCAUCCAAUUUCAAUCAACAUGAGAAGCCUGCGUUCAUCUGUAUUUAGAUUUAGACUUCGGUUGUGUUGGUAGGCGUCCAUCGUGCUUUUUAAUUCCAGGCCUAAUCCAUCCCCAAAACGCCGACCGCCGGCCCCAAGUGAGUUCGUUCAAACAUGUGAAAAAAGUUGAGGCCUAAACCCCGG
Messenger RNA from Pyricularia oryzae 70-15, 1888 nucleotides. RefSeq names its product chaperone dnaJ 3. Gene Ontology annotation, molecular function: ATP binding; Hsp70 protein binding. The coding region runs from base 342 to 1673 and encodes 443 amino acids. Gene Ontology annotation, cellular component: cytoplasm. Lineage: Eukaryota; Fungi; Ascomycota; Sordariomycetes; Magnaporthales; Pyriculariaceae. The record is from RefSeq and is a predicted model, not a curated record. Gene Ontology annotation, biological process: protein refolding; response to heat. The transcript is spliced from 4 exons.